GAAUAUCAAAUUGAUAUAUUUUUUGCCCAGACGUGGACCGACAGCCGUCUGCGCUUCAACAGCACCAUGAAGAUCCUGACUCUGAACAGCAACAUGGUGGGCUUGAUCUGGAUCCCAGACACAAUAUUCCGUAACUCAAAGACAGCAGAGGCUCACUGGAUCACCACCCCCAACCAGCUCCUGCGCAUAUGGAACGAUGGCAAGAUCUUGUAUACCCUCAGGCUCACCAUCAAUGCUGAGUGCCAGCUGCAGCUGCACAAUUUCCCAAUGGAUGAACACUCAUGUCCUCUGAUAUUCUCUAGCUAUGGCUACCCUAAAGAGGAAAUGAUUUACAGAUGGAGAAAAAACUCAGUGGAGGCUGCUGACCAGAAAUCUUGGAGACUCUAUCAGUUUGACUUUAUGGGUCUGAGAAAUACUUCAGAAAUUGUGAAAACCUCUGCAGGUGAUUAUGUAGUCAUGACUAUAUACUUCGAUUUAAGUAGAAGAAUGGGAUAUUUCACUAUUCAAACAUACAUUCCCUGUAUAUUAACAGUUGUGCUUUCCUGGGUAUCCUUUUGGAUUAAAAAAGAUGCCACACCAGCAAGAACAGCAUUAGGCAUCACUACAGUGUUGACCAUGACAACCCUGAGUACCAUUGCAAGGAAGUCAUUACCCCGUGUCUCCUACAUCACUGCUAUGGAUUUGUUUGUGACUGUCUGUUUCCUGUUUGUCUUUGCUGCUCUGAUGGAGUAUGCAACCCUCAACUACUACUCCAGUUGCAGGAAACCAAACUGUACUAAGAAGAAAAAGUCGCUACCUGAUGUCAGUUUUGGUCAUGUGAUGAAUUAUUCUGUACUUGAUAUGAGGCCACCAACGACAGUCAUCACAUUGAACAAUGCCAUGUAUUGGCAAGAAUUUGAAGAUGCAUGUGUCUAUGAAUGUCUGGAUGGGAAAGACUGCCAGAGCUUUUUCUGUUGUUAUGAAGAGUGUAAAUCAGGCUCAUGGAGGAGAGGACGGAUUCACAUAGACAUCUUAGAACUGGACUCUUACUCUAGGGUCUUUUUUCCUACAUCCUUCCUGCUGUUUAACCUGGUCUACUGGGUUGGAUACCUCUAUCUUUAA
Molecule: messenger RNA, 1101 nt
Organism: Chaetura pelagica (chimney swift)
Lineage: Eukaryota; Metazoa; Chordata; Aves; Apodiformes; Apodidae
Product: gamma-aminobutyric acid receptor subunit gamma-3
Exons: 7
Biological process (GO): gamma-aminobutyric acid signaling pathway; chloride transport; regulation of postsynaptic membrane potential
Cellular component (GO): postsynapse; neuron projection; dendrite membrane
Molecular function (GO): inhibitory extracellular ligand-gated monoatomic ion channel activity; GABA-gated chloride ion channel activity; transmitter-gated monoatomic ion channel activity involved in regulation of postsynaptic membrane potential
Source: RefSeq, a predicted model, not a curated record